AUGUUCCUGAGCUGCUGCCUCCUGCUCACCAUCAUCCUGGGGCUCUCCCGCUGCUCGGCCUCCUACGUGCCCUGCGAGCCGUGCGAUGACAAGGCGCUGUCCAUGUGCCCGCCGGUGCCCGUCGGCUGCCAGCUGGUGAAGGAGCCGGGCUGCGGCUGCUGCCUGACCUGCGCGCUGGCCGAGGGUCAGGCGUGCGGCGUCUACACGGGCACCUGCACCAAGGGGCUGCGCUGCCUGCCGCGCAGCGGCGAGGAGAAGCCGCUGCACGCCCUGCUGCACGGCCGCGGCGUCUGCACCAACGAGAAGGGCUACAAGUCCGCCGCCGCUGCCGCAGGAGCCGCGACCGGAGAUCGGGAGACGCGGGUGGAAGUCGACAUGACUCCGGACGUCACGGGCGUGGUGCAGCCAGCCAAGGUGCCGCUGCAUCCCAAAGACAUUGUGAACAGUAAAAAAGUGAUCGCAGUGCGCAAAGAGCAGAAGAGGAAGCUUGGCAAGCAGCGCUCCUUCAGCACCAGCGUGGAUUAUUCCCCCAUGGACAUCGACAAGCACGAGCCUGAAUUCGGUCCCUGUCGGAGGAAACUGGAUGGGAUCAUCCAGAAAAUGAAGGACACUUCUCGGGUCAUGGCCCUGUCUCUGUACCUUCCCAACUGUGACAGGAAAGGGUUCUUCAAGCGCAAACAGUGCAAGCCGUCUCGCGGCCGCAAGCGGGGCAUCUGCUGGUGCGUGGACAAAUAUGGCGUCAUGCUGCCGGGGACGGACUACAGCGGGGGAGACAUUCAGUGCAAAGACCUGGAGAGCAGCAUCAACGAGUGAAAGCCCCGGCCCCUCUCCCCCGCCCCCAUAACCGUCACAUUACCCGGGGCCCACGCAUCUUCUCCGAGUCACACCUGUAAGCUCCGCCCUCUGCUCACACCAACAACCUGUUUUUACCAGAGACACUAAGAAAAAGCACUAUUCUCUGAUUAAGGAGACCACUUCGGAUCCCCCCACCUCUUCAUUUGCCUGUAAAAAAUUCACCACAAGAAGGAGGAGAAAACUGACCCAGCUGUGUGUCGUGGGACCGAGAAUUGGCUGAGAAAUUAUUGCUUUCUGGUUUUUCUGGGGGUUCAUCAGAGCACUUAUAGAAAGGGGAUCCUGUUUAGAAACCUGUGUGAAAGUGUGACGCGUUGGUGUGUUACAGAGUGGACCUAUUUCAGAACCAGCAGCAGAACGUUGUAUUUCCUCCUCUUUUGUUCGACCGUCGCCAACCUGACGGCCCUUCCUCUCCAACGCAGCGAACGUCUUUGGGACUCGGAGCGUUCAGACGGUCGCAGACGAACACGUGAGCGGCUCUUCGACCACGUAGCUAGCCUGACAUGCCAACUGUGCCUACGAAAGCUGCCGGGCGGGGCGCCACGCAGCUCCGCUGGUCAAAUCAAAGACUCUCAGCUUCAGCGACGGGAAGCACGUUUGAUUUUUCCGAGUUGGGAUUGCUUUUUGGGGGGGCGGGGGAUCAAGCUUGCCGAUCGGGGCGGUUUCCUCUCCAACUGACUCUUUUUUUGUGGUUUUAUUUGUGAUUUCUUUGCCUUCAGUGAAGUAAAAGAUCGCCCUAUGUUUUGAGCCAUGUUUCCCCGUCAGUACAACAUAUUCAUGGUGUAUUACUUUUAAAUAUUCUUUGAGGGUUUUUCCUGUAGAGAAAAGCCAGAUCAUGUAAAGAAAACAAAGACUCUUUGCCUGUAAAGAAUUGGAAAGUGUCCUGUUACAGCAGCUCACAGGGCAGUGGGAGUACAAACUGCCUCGUCUCUCAGCUUUCUGCCUUUUUCUCAACGGAGCGCCGUGAGAACAUGACAUGAGCAGGUCUCCGGACCCGGUUUCUCCUCUCUGUGCCUUCCUACAAACAGACUUAAGCACUGGUGUGAAAGCGACACCAGGGGGCGAUAUUCAGGACGAGCUUCAAGGCUAACAGAGAAGAACGAUGAAUGUGGUCCGUCCCUUAAAUUCAGUCCAGCUCCGUUUGUCCGCGUUGUUUCAGAAACUUCUGCUCUUCCUUUGACGACUUAAUAAGCUAAGAUUCUCACUUUUCUGUUUUUAUGUGAAUGCCAACGAUUGACGGGGAGUUAGACGGGAAGCUGAGGAAUGUCGGGAAGUUGUUUGUUCUGCGAAUGCGAGAGGGAAUGCGUGCAUCCAGGGGUGCUGUGCAAAAAUCCUCAGUCGUUCCUUUAACUUCUGCUUUUAAACAAUCUCUUUUAAUCUUUAAACUGGUUUUAUUGAACGGUUCUCUGCUUCCUGAAGGGUUCUCAUUGUAUUUUAUGACGGACUUUAGUUGCUUGAUGUUUUAUAUUUCUUCUAAUCAUUCAGGUCUAACAGCAAAAAUAACAGUUUGACAUGCAGAAAACGGCUGAUGUACAGAUUUGGCACUACAAAGAGCUAGUUCCGCAAACACAGAAGCAUUACACCAACAUGCUAGUUAGCAGAGGCUAAUGCUAAAGUGCUACCUUAAAUUCAAAUUAUAGCGAAGACUGCAAUCCUCUGGCACCAAUUGAAUUUUAAAAUGUUCCAUGUUGCCAUAAGAUUGUGAAAACUGAAGUGCUGCGUUAGAGUCUUUAUUCACUUCGAAAUAAAAGCCUGAAUACUUGAAGAAUACGAUAAUCAAAACUUCAACAUCAAUGUCCAACUUUAUUCAACUGAAAGUUUACAGAUCAAUCAAGUAAAUUAGUAUUUUAAAAUGAACCCAAAAACAUUCACCUAAGGGAAGCUAAGUACGCUAAAACGCUACAUCAUCAUGGUAUUUAAUUGAAGCUAACCCUAAUGAACGUGACAGAGGAGUCAGCCAAUAUCCAAAAUUUCAACAUAGAUGUUGAACUUUAUUCACGUAAAAGUUUAGAAAACAGUCAAGUUAGGAUUAAUCUAAGGGAAGCUAAGUGUGCUAAAUAUUUUCAAAGCACUAUUUCUGCUAGUGCUAAAGCUAAUGCUAAAGCUCUUACUUGAAAUGAUAAAAAAAAUAAACAUCUAACUAUUUAAAGAGUUCUUAACAGUUAAUUACCAAAACUUAUUUAAAAAGGUAAAAUAACUCUUCAAUUUAUUGAUAAACAUCAGUUUAGGGGAAGCUAAGUGUGCUACAUGUUCUCAGUUAGCUAAAGCACUAAGCUAAAACUUAGCUCCACUAUUAGCAGAAGUAUGCUAAAGGAGAUCAUAAGAUAUUUUCCAUUUAAAACCCACUUAAGGCUUACACUAGUGUCCCUAAAGUCCAAAGAGAAACGUCAGAAAACUGGAAGAUCUGUUGAUCAAAACCAGCAUUAGCAUUAGCAGAACAUUUGACUGUUUGCUAGCAAAGUGUUAAAAAACAAGGAGUGGUUUAAAACCUUUGCACAGCACUAUACCAGUGGAAUCACGUUAAGCAAAGCAAACCUUAUUUUUCAAACUCACAGUAGAUCCUAAUGCACGACGACGAUCCUGAGGUCGGCAGAGACUAAAGUCUGGCGAACUUUCCUUUCUGAAGCCGCGUUUCGAGUUAAAGUGACAGGGGCCGCUGACGCCCAAGCCUGGAUUCAGAUUGUAGCACCGACUCUUUGGGUUUGGAGACGCUGCGCCGAGACAGAGAGGAGGAGGAGGAGGAAGAGCGAGUGAGCGCCGUGGUCGCUGCCAUGCCUUAGCCACGGCCCCUGAUGAGGGAGUCACCGAUUUCACAGCUUAGGUCCAAUCAGAGAGACAGAAACGGAGUUCUGGGAAACGUCCCGUCUCCAGUUGGUUUAAACUCAUCCUUCAUUAUUCAGUAGGACAGUUAGCAGUACAGCUUGUUUGUUCAGAGUACAUAACAGAUUUUUGGUUGUAAAGACAAUCGGGCUUUCGUAAUUUGGUGUUCUGAGACAGACCCAUCGGUGGCAGCGGGAAAUAUUGGUCAGUAUUUGGAGCGACAGAUUAAAAAAAUAAUAAAAACCUGAAAAAAAUCUCAAAUUAUAAAAGUGAAUAUCACUGUGUAAUAUUUAUUCAACUUGUAAUUUAUGUACUCUUAACCUUUGUCUUUUUUGUAAUGACAAAGCAUUUAUUUAAAUAAAGUUAUGUAUUCAUUUAA
Molecule: messenger RNA, 4051 nt
Organism: Xiphophorus couchianus (Monterrey platyfish)
Lineage: Eukaryota; Metazoa; Chordata; Actinopteri; Cyprinodontiformes; Poeciliidae
Gene: igfbp5b
Product: insulin-like growth factor binding protein 5b
Exons: 4
Coding region: 1-813 (270 amino acids)
Biological process (GO): regulation of insulin-like growth factor receptor signaling pathway
Cellular component (GO): extracellular region
Molecular function (GO): insulin-like growth factor II binding; insulin-like growth factor I binding; fibronectin binding
Source: RefSeq, a predicted model, not a curated record